Molecule: messenger RNA, 1530 nt
Organism: Gastrolobium bilobum
Lineage: Eukaryota; Viridiplantae; Streptophyta; Magnoliopsida; Fabales; Fabaceae
Product: lectin-like protein LEC
Exons: 1
Coding region: 211-1290 (359 amino acids)
Molecular function (GO): carbohydrate binding
Source: RefSeq, a predicted model, not a curated record
AAAGGCAACCACCAAAGUUGCAGAAACCAGUAAAACCUAUUUAAUUUUCACAACCUCCAACCCAACUUCCCCAAUAUACUUUACUUGCUUCCUCUGCUUUCUUUUACUCAGACCCUAAACAAAGAUUCAACCUUUGAAGCCAAUGGGAUCAACCCACCAACCCUAGUGUGAGACUAAAACAAGAUUCAUCUCAAAACACCCACUUCAAUUAUGGCAGCAUUUACCACUUCCCAUUACUUCAAGGCCUUAACUUUCAUCAUUCUAUUCCUCAAAACCCUAGCUUUUGAAACAACCUCAUUGUUCUCUUUUGCUGAUUUUGAAAAAGAUCUAAAAUUUAAGUCCAGUGUGGCCCUUUAUGGUAAUGCAAAGGUUGUCAAUGGUGGUGGGUCUGGGAUUCAUUUCUCUGGUUCUGGGAGUUCAGCUGCUGGGAGAGUCAUGUACAAGAAACCCAUCAAGCUUUUUGAAGGUAAACCAAGGCAAUUAGUAUCAUUUUCAACUUACUUUGCAUUCUCAAUCUCCUUGGAUAAUGGGGGUGGUUUGGCUUUUGUUAUGAUUCCAAAUGGUUCUGAAGGUGAUGUUUUUCAUAAAAGUUCAUCUGGGGUUCCUUUUGGAUUGAAGAAUAGAAAUUUUGAAGUUCUUGGUGUUAAGUUUAGUGCUUCAAGGGAUGGUAGAAAUGGGGUUUCUACUAGUUGUAAUGUGGCCUUGAAUUUGGGUAAUUCAGUUCAUGCUAAAAUAUUAAGCAACACCUCCUCUAUCAAUUUUGCUCUAACAAGUGGAGAAAAGUUGCAUGCUUGGAUUGAUUAUGAAGCAAGUUCAAGGCGCAUAGAAGUCAGAUUGAGUCAACAUGGUAAUUCAAAGCCUUUUGAUCCAUUGCUCUGGCACUCAAUUAACUUAUCAAAUGUGUUGAAGGAGGAAAAAAUGUUUGUGGGAUUUAGUCCUUUGAAGGGGAAUGCUUCUCAAGAAUGCUUUCUCUAUUCAUGGAGCUUUGUUCUAAGGCAUUUUCCACAUUCUAUGCAUUCAGAGCCUCUGGAUCCAAAGGCCCUUGUUAAAAACAUUGAAACCCCAAAGGUUAAUAAGCCAAGGAGUGAUUGCUUUUUAAGAGUUCUUGCUGCCAUGAUAUUUGGUACAGGAUGUGGAGCAUUAACAGCAUUUAUUGUGCUCUACUUGUGGACCAUCUUUGGCAAUAGACGUGCAGUGGUGCCAGUUGAGUGUGUUAUGCAACCUGUAGAUGUUGAAUAUAGGAAAGUCAAAAUCGUUAUAGAUAAAUCUAUGGAAGAUGGUAAGAAGUAGAUCUUCUUCAUGAGGGAACUGGUUUGAAGCUUGUGUUUGUAAAUUUAGUGUUUUUUGUAUUUAGGUUUUGAUCUGUUAUAGUAGUAGUAGUAGUAAUCUGGUAGAAAACUAUCUAUUUGGCUUUUGUUACGUUGUUUAUUGUUGAUAAAUUGAGAUUGAGAUCCUACUCUGCAUUAAAGAUUUUGAUUACUUUCUCUAAAACAUGCCCAAAUUGAAGUUAUUAAUGAACUGUAUGAGGUU